Cyanistes caeruleus (blue tit) is the source of this 2378-nucleotide messenger RNA. RefSeq lists its product as uncharacterized. The record is from RefSeq and is a predicted model, not a curated record. Gene Ontology annotation, cellular component: Golgi apparatus; Golgi membrane. NCBI's taxonomy places the organism in Eukaryota, Metazoa, Chordata, Aves, Passeriformes, Paridae.
CCGAUAUCCCGAUGGACAGCGAGGAGUAGAGCCCGGCAGGAGCCUCUCCAGGGCCGGGAGGGAGCGAAGGCGAGCCUGCAAUCGUACCUUCCGGAGGGAUCUGCGAGUUUGCGGAGAAAAGGGGCUGUUGGGCGGAAAGAAUCAGAUGCUCUAGCAUCGCCGGCGAGGCAGCACUGCAUCGCCGCGCUCCGGCCCCGCCAUGGGCACCGGGAUGUGCUCGAGGAGGCAGAAGGGGCUGCUGCAGACCGCCUUCUGCCUGGCCACCGUGGCCUGCCUGACCUCCGGAGUUUUCCUCUACAACCACUUGCAGCAGAAGGUGUGGAACGCCGAAGCGCUGGCGCAGAAAUACAAACAGCAGCAGGAAGCACUGUCAGCCCAGCUCCAAGUGGUGUACGAGCACCGGUCCCGGCUGGAGCGAUCCCUGCAGAAGGAGCGAGGGGAGCACAAGAAGACAAAGGAAGAUUUUUUAGUAUACAAGUUAGAAGCUCAGGAAGCUCUCAACAAGGAGAAGCAAGACUCCAUGAACAGAUACGGAGCCCUCAGUUCCCAGCACAAGAUCCUGAAGAACCAGCAUGACGAUGUCAAGAAGCAGCUGCUGGACCUGCAGCUGCAGCACAACAGCCUGAAACUGGAGCACCGUAAGAGCCUGGAGACCCACAGCCAGAAAUUCACCCAGCUGCAGCAGGAGAAGGACAGCGAGGUCACCAACCUGCAGGACACUGUGUUUAAACUCAGAGAAGAGAGCAAGCUCCUCAGGAAGGCUCACCAGGAUGUUCACUCCCAGCUCCUCAAUGCCCAGGCCCAGAUGGAAGAGUUCAGGCAGCUCAAAGAAGCUCUCCAGAAGAUGCCAGGCAUGAGAGGAGGAGGAGGAGCUGGGAAGGGGCAGCAGCCUCUGGUACCAGCCAGCAGCCGGCUUCAGCUGGGGAGACAGAAGUCUUUCCAGGCCAGCCAGGAGAACCAUCCCACGCUGCCCUCAGCGGUGCCCAGUGCUCAGCGGCUGGCAGGACAGGGAUCUUCCAGCCAUGAUGGCCCCAGGCCACAGCCACAUGUGCCCUUCAGUCAGCCAGCCCCAGAACAGGGUGCCAAUUCACUGCCAGAGGCCGUGCCAGCCUGGCCAGUGCGGCAUGGGGACAGCCACAUGGUCAGGUUCACCCGCACCAUGAACAGCUUGCCCAACAGGAACCCAGAUGUGAAGAUGGUGAUGCGCAUCCAGGUGCGAAGCCAUGAGGAAAGCCAGGCUCCUGGGCUGUCCCUGGCUGAUCCAGGACAACCCUCUCCAGCAGAAAAGCUUCCAGUACCAGAUAACCACCACUCAGCAGGGAUCAGACAGGUGCAAAUGCAAAGCUGGAAGGACCUCAUUAGCAAGGUGAACGUCCAGAUGGAUGAGGAACAAGUGCAUGGGUACCCCAAGGACCUUCAGUUUGCCCCCAAGGCUGGGCAGAAGGUACAGAGAGGCAGCCCCCAGCCCCCCAGCCUGAGGAGAGGGGCAGAGCAGGCAGCAGAGAAGGAGAGGGUGGAUGAGGAGGAGCUGGAAAUGGAUGCAGGAGUGAUCAACAGGGAGGAGAACAUGCACUCACAGAAAGAGGCCGUGGUCCAGGAGCCCAUGAUGCCAGUUGAUGCUGCAGAUCCUGCCCAGGACCCCAAUAACCAAGGUGAGGAUGAGUUUGAGGAGGCUGAGCUGGAGAGACCUGAUUUUGAAGAGAAGAUGGGAGGCUCAGAGAAGUUUAAGGAGCCCAGUGUUAAAGAAGAGUCGAAGGAGAAACCACCAAAGGAUGCUGCCAGACCUCCCAAGCCCAGGGAAGACCCACUGGAGGACUACCAAGAAGAUCAGGAGCAAGAAAUUGUACGACACCAAGGAGGAUCAUGGAGGGGAGGUGGAUGACACAGAUGACCUGGAGCUUGUCCAAGAGCGGAAGGACCGUGGGUGAAUGCAGGGAGCUGGAGGCAAGAAGGAUGACUGCUUCUGAGAGCUGCUUCAGAAAAAUGGGAUACUCCAGGAAUAAGGGGAUGGGAACUCCUCCUGGGAACUGGCCCCAGAACGAAACACUGCCCAGAACAAAGGCAGGAGGAGGGAACUCUAUGCAUGCCCUUGCAGGGGGUUUGCAGAGGAUAAUUCCAUGUCGGUGUGGGGCCACUGAUGCCUCCCAAGGCGAUUCUCAGACUGGGAAUGAUCUUACCCUGCUGCUUUUCUUAGAAGCACUCUUUGAUUUACUGUGUUCUUUGCCCUCUUGUUUUUCACAUCCCCUUUCGAAGCUGGAGAGGGGUCUUUUGGUUGGUUUUGGGGGAUAUUUUUUACCCCCCUGGGCAGUGGAGGGAUGCCUGAGCUAGUCCCUGGACUCACUCAACUGAUCUCUAAUACAAAGGAAUCUAUCUUCAUA